GAGAUUAGUUUGAGCAAUUACUGAGCAUUGAGCAUGGAUUUUUACUCCCCCACCCAUGGAUCCACCCCUCCUCCUACAUCUGCAUGAGUCUUUAUUGACUCUUACCUAGUAGUGUAACAGUACAAAUCACAAUGUGGCGAAUAUUAUGCUCAGUGAGAGGGCCUUUUUGAUAUGGAACGACUAAACCCGCGUCUCUUCUGGUUGAAUAUGACAAUGCCAAAGGAUGGGGACCGUUUCAGUGGGUUUCACUGGUAUAAGGACACGCCGUGGACCUGAUGAAAGUGUCUUCACGUAUAAUGAUGUAAGAUUAUUCAUGAUUCUCAUCACUGCUCCCUCCAGACACUGACGUUGCUCCACUCCAAUCGUCUAUACUACAGCAGACAGGUCAUCUUCGACAGGGGGGCACCUGCUGUCCCGCUCCGCGCUGCAGAGGCUGUGACAGCACAUGAUUAGAGCACAGCUGGAAAGAGAUGCAGCCCUGAAAACACCUGAACGGACUUUGACAUCACAACAUCGGGCGACGCAAAGGCGUGCAUCGCGCUGCUUUGGAGCCGGGGGAGAUCCAGAAAUGAUGCCCCGUCUGCCGGGCGGCGGCAGAACGGCGUGCACUGGCACCUUCUUGUCGGCAUGCCUGAUCUCGGCUUGCCAAGCCCUCCAGAGCUGCUCGGGGGUCCAGUGCGGCAACGGCCAGCAGUGCUGUCCGCCCACCGUCACCGGGAACGGCAGUGCCACCUCCACGGUGCGCUGCUGCAGGCUCCCCAUCCACAUAUUCUUCGACAACGUGGGCUGGUUCACGCGGAAGCUGUCGGGCAUCCUGAUCUUGCUGCUGCUCUUCGCCAUGGGCUACUUCAUCCAGCGGAUCAUCUGCCCGCGGCCCCGCCGGCUCCCGCACGACGACCGCAGCGAGGAGCCCUCCCUCUUUCACGGGCACGCGUCGGCGUCCCAGGACACCCUGCUGGACCGGUACCCAGAAUACAGCAUCGGGGACUUCGCCUCCCCGAACCUGCCAGCCUACGACGAGGUUAAAUAUUUGCCCACGUAUGAGGAGAGCAUGCAGGAGAUGCACAGGGACCGGUCUGACGAUAACUUGUUGUCUGAGAACGAGAGGGGCGGUCAGGGCAGAGGGAGAGCAACAGGACCGAGAUCCGGGGAGCAGAGGCGGGAUGUCCUGGAGAUGUCAGGACCGCAGCAGAGCCCAAGGACAUCUCGGAACUCAGUUUGACGGAUCACAGAGGCGAGGACAUCAGAGACACUGUAGUAUUCUUAUUUUACUAUUAUCAGGGUGAUUAUCUUGCAGAGACACAAACUCAAGUGCAAUUAUAAUCCUGAAUGUAAAAAAAAAAUAUAUAUAUAUACAAUAAUAGUAAUAAUAAUAAAGGAGGAGGCUGAGAAAAUGUACGUGUUUCUAAGAUUAUGGAGGAUUAUCCGCCUUUUGUAUGCAAAUGACCGCUUGGGACAAGUAAAAGAGAUUAUAAAGUAAGCGAAGGGGGCUGGAAUUGACGUGCUUUGUGUUGGGAACAGCUAAUUUGGCUCCGGUACAAUCGCAUUAAGUUUUACUUCAGCACCUCAAUUUAAGUGGCACCGUGAAACACAUUCUCGUCCUUUCUUGUUCUUAUUGCUAAAUAUUCUGCUGGACUUGAAGAGAGAAAGAGAGAAAAAAAACCCUAUUCUUUUAUGCAUUCUUCCUUGAAUUUGCAUCCAAAAGGAAUAAUUUAUUUUUUUGCCCCCCUCACUAACCUGAAAUGUGGACUGAAAGAGGGAUUAUUAUCAAUUUUAAUACUUUUUGGGGAACACGUUUUGAUCAAGCCGGCUCUGGAGCCUGUGAGUUUAUAGCCCAUGAGCAUGAAAGGCAAUAUUCUGCUCACGCAUUUCACUGGAAACUGAUAAAUGAGCAUUUUGUCAGUGGCCUGAGUCGCGUUUGAUAUGUCUGCUGCAAGAGGAGCCACAGCAGGAGGUGUAAUUUUUAAAAAAACACGCUCAGAUCCGGGGAGCCUUACUAGCCCCGGAGCUACAUGUAGUGUCUCUUAGGUUGUGAAUUCAGGAAAAAAACAAUGGCAGAGAUUACAGCUGGCAUACUGACAUGGCGCAGUCUGCCAAGAAACCCAAGCUGUAUUUUCAGGGCAGCAGACAAGAUCAGAACUGCUGCUCCCAAGCAGCACUAACACUAAAACAUCAAUGAGGCAGGCGGCAGUAAUUUCUUUGUUCUGGCAGAGGGAUCUGAAGAUGCAGGCUGAGGAUAUCGUUUGCAUAUUGGUUCAUAGACAAGAAGGCGUUACGACCCGAAAGCCUAAUUACACACAAACCCUUGAAUCAGGUGUCUUGGAACGAUAGAUUUCAAAUUUUUCCUGUCUCGUUAAUUAGAAGCCAAAAAGAACAUGUGUGAAUUGUGAUUUUCAAUGUGCUUGGUUUAAAUGAUCAGCACUGUAAAAAAUAAUCACAUUUGAGGAACAAAACGUGUUUGCUUUCUUACGUAACCUACUAAUCUACUUAAUUAGUUGACUACAUUAGUUAUGAGACUAGUUAGGAGUAAACAUUAGGUGCAUCGUAUUACCCAUUUAAAGAUGCACAAGGAGAUACCACACCUUAUCACACCACACCUUAUCAAACCUAGACCAAUGCAUAGAACAGUGAAGGUACCCAGCAGUGCAACCAAUGUCUUCUUCUUCAUCGCAAUAAGCGAAACUUUUACGGAUUUUAAGCUGCCGUUAAGAUGCAGAAGAAGAACCGUGUAUUUGUGCGAAUCUACAGCCUUCAAAAUUAGAGACCUUGAACUCCUCUAAUGCUCCUCACACUAAAAGUCUAAGUGUGAUUGUGGUGGCUUGUGAAAUCCAAUACCGCCAGAUAAUGGUGGCAGAGCCAGUAGUGAUCACUGAUGGCUUUCUUUUCCUGAGGGAAAUUUGUGGUUGGGAGCAGUUUGCACUUAAAAAAGCAUUAAAACCCACUGAUGGGUAGACGAGGUGAAGUAUGCGACCUUAGGAUGCAUGAAGCCACGUAUGAGUGCUGCCCUGACCGUAGGAGGUGCGAAUGCUGUGUUUCGCUCUCUCCCUCGUAGUCAUUGUGGACCAGCUCCUGGAUCUAAGCUAGAACGUUACAGCUUAUUGCAUCCGUGGCGCCGUUUUCCUCAAAUGUACACAAUACGAAGCGUAUUGGUGCGCCCGGGGAAACAAAAUGUGAAUAUAAAAUGUGCGCUCAGGCGAUCCGGAACAUGAUCCUGUUAUUCUAUUUACAGUUUAACUACACAAGCAAAAUCAAUGAUAAUUAUUGUCCUCAUAAAUUCCACAUUAUUUCCAGGAAGUGUAGUCUUGGAUGAGUUGCAUUACUUGGCUAUCAAUCUGAUCUGCGACAACUGCCCAGUUAUUUAACAUACAGCGCUGCGGUUAAACAAAAGAGAAAUAUGCAGUAUAUUUAUUCAGUAAAAUCACUAAGAUUUGGUACAGUAGAGUCUGAAUGCAUGAUUUAAAUUCUCCUUUUCAAUGUGUGUGGCCACUGUGAAAUCUGACUCCUCACUGAUAAAUCUUUUCAUAGAUUAAUGGUGUUUGGUCUGGACAACUGUGUUUUAUCGCUGAGUGAGUAAGCCCACAAACGUAGCGCAGAUGGAGGGAGUAAAAUAAGAUAAAGACUGUGAGUUUGAGAAAGAGGGAAGAAGCUAAAUUCGCAGGGUACUGAGGAAAGAAAAAAAAACAGCAUGAGAGAAUGAACCCACUUAAGAGGUUUUCCUACAUCUACUGCUGUUUCAGCUUCACUCACAGUUUCUGGGAUUGUGCUGAUCACUUUCUACCGAAUCUGUCCAUAUCUGUCCACAUCCUCGUGAUAAAGUCUACAAGUCGUUUCUGGAGGCAGAUCUUCUCCCCCCAUGGCCACAGAUGGAAGGAGAUGGAUAGCCUAUAAAGGUCUGCUGAUGCACUGGCACGCUGCCAACCAGGGGGUGGAGCUCCUUGGCAAGCAGUUGGUUUCACACCUCAGCAGAAGAGGAAAUACAAGAAUAAUUCAAAGAGAAGCACUAGUGUAAAUAUAUUGGAUUGUAAACCACACGUGAACCUCGAAAUAGCGUCUGGGCGUGUGCGCAGCGCUGGAAAAACACCCCUCGCUUUCAAAGAUACUCGGAUCUUUGUGUGAAACCUGUCAAGUGUCAAGACAUUAAAGGUGAAAAAUAGAGAUAUUUUGAAUAAAUAUGUACGGUUUUAUUAAGUGACAUGUUUCUAGUGUUUCCACAAGGCAAUGUUUUUGAACACAUAAAAUGUAAAAAUAUUUUUCCAUAUAAAAAGUGUAACAUUACUGACACACAAACCACGCAUUUGUGCACGAGGAAGCAAGUCAAUUUUGGACUAAUGGAAAAAAAGACAGCAAUCAAUUUUGAACUCAAAACCAGUCUCUGUCCCUUUCUACUGAUGAGAAACAGAGAUACUCUUAUCAAAAGUGUUGUCAUCUACC
Mugil cephalus (flathead mullet) is the source of this 4431-nucleotide messenger RNA. RefSeq lists its product as uncharacterized. The transcript has a single exon. The record is from RefSeq and is a predicted model, not a curated record. Lineage: Eukaryota; Metazoa; Chordata; Actinopteri; Mugiliformes; Mugilidae. Bases 446 to 1222 code for a protein of 258 amino acids.